AUGGCGGAUCGUAUUAAAGGUCCAUGGAGUCCUGAAGAGGACGAGCAGCUUCGUAAGCUCGUGGUUAAAUACGGUCCGAGAAAUUGGACGGUGAUUAGCAAAUCCAUUCCCGGUAGAUCGGGAAAAUCGUGUCGGUUGCGGUGGUGCAACCAGCUUUCGCCACAGGUUGAGCACCGCCCGUUCUCGGCGGAGGAAGACGAGACGAUCGCGCGCGCGCACGCGCAGUUUGGUAAUAAAUGGGCGACUAUAGCUCGUCUUCUCAACGGUCGUACGGACAACGCGGUGAAGAAUCACUGGAACUCGACGCUCAAGAGGAAAUGCGGUGGUUUCUACGCUCCGGCGGAGGAUCAACGACCGGUGAAGCGAUCGGUGAGCGACGGUUAUCCUCCUGUUGCUAAUGGGCUUUAUAUGAGCCCAGGAAGCCCAACUGGAUCUGACGUCAGUGAUUCGAGCACACUCCCCGUUUUGCCCUCUGUUGAGGUUUUUAAACCUGUUCCACGUGCUGGUGGUGUUACGUUGCCGCUUCCCAUCGAAACGUCAUCGUUUUGUGAUGACCCAGCGACUUCGCUGAGCUUGUCGCUUCCUGGUGCUGACGUCAGCGAGGAGUCAAACCGUAGUCACGAGUCAACUAGUAACAACACUUUGAUGCGCCAUAACACCAACACGAUGUCGUUCAAGCAGUUCUCUGGCGGAUUUAGAGGUGCAAUUGAGGAUAUGGGCAGAUCGUUUGCGGGGAACGGCGUUGAGUUUAUGGCGGUUGUGCAGGAGAUGAUUAAGGCGGAGGUGAGGAGUUACAUGGCGGAGAUGCAGAGAAACCACAAUGGUGGUGGAUUCGUUGUCGGAGGAUUCAGGGAUAAAGGAAUGAUUCCGAUGAGUCAAAUUGGUGUUGGAAGAAUCGAGUAGACGAAUGUGAACUUAGGAACUGUUGUUACAUGAAAUCGUUAUGGAAGAAGAAAAGAAAAGACUGUUUUUUUCUUUCAACAUUUGGGAUUAGGCAUAAUAAUUUUGCGUUUUAAGAAAUGUAUAGAGGAAAUCGAGUGAGCGAUCUCGAUUCAUGAUUAAAUAUUUAAGUUUCUCGACAAUUCAAACAAAAUAGAAGAAGAAUUUUCUUA
Brassica napus (rape) is the source of this 1112-nucleotide messenger RNA. RefSeq names its product transcription factor MYB44. Gene Ontology annotation, molecular function: DNA-binding transcription factor activity, RNA polymerase II-specific; RNA polymerase II cis-regulatory region sequence-specific DNA binding. NCBI's taxonomy places the organism in Eukaryota, Viridiplantae, Streptophyta, Magnoliopsida, Brassicales, Brassicaceae. Gene Ontology annotation, biological process: regulation of DNA-templated transcription. Gene Ontology annotation, cellular component: nucleus. The record is from RefSeq and is a predicted model, not a curated record. Bases 1 to 903 code for a protein of 300 amino acids. The transcript has a single exon.